CACGGCCGAGCUGCCUGGCUGGGGGAAAGGGGCGAGGAGGGGGGAAAGGCAUCCCUGCCUCUGGUGGGAUUUGCUUUGCCGGCCGAGCUCGCUCUCUGGAAGCCGGUCACUGCUCUGGGCAUCUUCACGGGUCUUGGAGCGGUGCAAAGAAAGCAUUGGAGAGAGAUAUUUUUAGAUGCUCUUUGUGCUCGGAGAGCAGAAACGCGCUGUGGUUUGAAGGCCAUUAGCUUGCUAGGGAUGUUUGAAAAACUUAAAUAAGGGCUUAAGAUUUGGGAAGGUGUUUGACACGAUGGGACGUAGCAUUUUUGCAGAGACGAUGGCAAUUUUUGGGCUGAGCAUCAUAGCGGACACCCCAGGAGGAGCCUGCCCGCGGGACUGCCGGAGCCGGGCAAUCUGGCUUGUUUAGCUGCCACGUGGACAACCAGCGGGGCCGGGGCGGACGAUCCCCCAAGCGGGCGCGUUCGCAUUGUUCGUGGGGGAACGUCUGCCAUUAAUGGCUGCGGAGGAGGCGUGGGAAGAGAGCGGACGAGAGAUCCGCAUGUCAGACCAGAACAGCACCGACGAUGGGGAGUCAGACCCCCAGCACAGCCUGUCUAUGGUCUUCCUCCUCGUCCUCGUCUUCUUCAUCAUGGGGCUGGUGGGUUUCCUGAUCUGCCAUGUCCUGAAGAAGAAGGGUUACCGGUGCCGGACUUUCCGGGAUGAGCUCGACCCAGAUAACAAAGAUGUGCUGGCGGAGCUCCAGGGCAAUGAAGAGGAGGAGCUGAACGAGGACACUGUGGAGAAGAUCGUGAGAUGCAUCAUCCAGAAUGAAGCAAAUGCGGAGGCCCUCAAGGAGAUGCUGGGGGACAAUGAAGGGGACAUCCCAGUGCCAGUGCCCAGCCUUUGUCCUCACCGAAACAGCCAGGACGGGGGCCCACCGCAUCACCACACAGUGCAUCUGGGCUCCACGCAGGCCCCCUGCAUCCACUGCAGCAAGAGGAAGAGGCACCCACUGCAUCGGCAAGGACGGUCCAAGGAUGGCAAGGGCAGGAUGCAUCCUGGAGAGACCACUGUCUUCUCCGUGGGCAGGUUUCGUGUCACACACAUUGGGAAGAAACCCACUUUCCACGAGCAGCAGGACGGUCCCCUGCCCGACGGCAGCCGGGAGCCGAGCACGGAGGAGCUGGAGCACAGCAGCGACCGGCUCCAGCGGGAGCGGGCUCGCAAUGGGACUGUCCCGGCGGGUGGCCUGCAGAAUGGAGCCGUCCAGAAGGGCGCCCAGAGCAGCAAGGCUGGGGAGCAGAGCCGCUCCACCACCCCAGCCCUGAACACACCUCCCAGCUCCAGCACUCGCGGCAGCAGGCGGGCAGGCAAGGGGUCCGGCACGGCCAGCUCGCUGCAGGAUGCUGGCACCGCUCCCGGGAGCGCCAGCCGUCAGAGGAAGCUCCUGAGCCACCGGGUGCUGGGAGGGUCAAGUCCCAGCAUCCCGGGAGAGCUGGUGCAGGAAGGAGCCAGCAUCUGCCUGGAGGAGACCGGACUGGGGUCAGCAGAUGAAGUGUCAGAUAUUCACGGGAGCCUGAGUCUGCACGAACAGGCUGAUGAGUUGGGAAGAGAUGACAGCAGCAGAAAACAGCCUGGAGUGGAGGACGUGAGGCACCAGGAGCCCAGCACCGCGGUGCAGGACCGAGGAGCAACUGUGUGACGUGAGUGCUCAUCCCCAGCCCCUGGGGCGAUGGCCGGGGUGGGGUGGGAAGGUGCUGGCAGUGUUCCCCGCCCUGGUGGGUCACAGCCCGGUGAUGGAGACAGAAAGCAAACCCCUUCUCCAGGAGGGUCAGUUCCCGAUGCACCGGGUCCUGCAUGGGCAGGUCCUCUUGCCCGCGU
This is a messenger RNA of Egretta garzetta (little egret), 1860 nucleotides long. It is a transcript of the gene RELL2, whose product is annotated as RELT like 2. The record is from RefSeq and is a predicted model, not a curated record. NCBI's taxonomy places the organism in Eukaryota, Metazoa, Chordata, Aves, Pelecaniformes, Ardeidae. The coding region runs from base 494 to 1681 and encodes 395 amino acids. Gene Ontology annotation, biological process: positive regulation of cell-substrate adhesion; positive regulation of p38MAPK cascade. The transcript is spliced from 7 exons.